Molecule: messenger RNA, 2124 nt
Organism: Tarenaya hassleriana
Lineage: Eukaryota; Viridiplantae; Streptophyta; Magnoliopsida; Brassicales; Cleomaceae
Exons: 5
Coding region: 1-2124 (707 amino acids)
Source: RefSeq, a predicted model, not a curated record
AUGAGUUGGUGUAAAAUCAACUUUCAUAUGGCUGGAAGUAUGGAAGAAAUAGACGGAAAAAGCUAUUACAUUAAUGGAUUUGUGGAGGAAGGUGUUAUGGUUGAUAUGAAUAUUAUGUCUUGGAGUUUUGUGAAAGAUUUUGUUAAAUCUCAUAACAUAAGUGGUGCACUCAAAGAUGUGUGGUUUAAAUUACCAUAUGAGAGUUUGGAUGAAAAGAGACAUGUGGUGCAAGGAUGUGGGGAUAAUGAAAUGAAGUUAAUGUUUGAAAUGACAACCUUAUGUGGGGAGUUAGAUGUAUACAUAGACCACCAUAUAUCUCAGCCCACUCCAGUCAAGCAAAGGGUAGAUAGUUGGGUAUACGAUGAGUCUUCUGAUUAUAUGGAUGAAUUUAGGGAAUAUGAAAGUAGUGAUGAUGAUUUUGUUGAAGUUCCUGUUGUUGAUGAAGUUGAUGUUAUUGAAGAUGAAGAAGUGAAUUGGAGUGCGGAUUAUUUAGAUAGUGAUGAUCAUAUCCCCCUCACACCUGAAGGAACUGAUGAAGAAUGGGAUAAUUUUGACAAGCCUAAGACAAAGAUUCCGACAACAUUCCCGAGUAACGAGUUCUUAUAUCUUGGUAAACCUUUCAAUUCGGGUGAAGAAUUUAAGAAGGCGUUGUUUGACUAUGUGAUAAAUAAAAACUUCAACGUGAAGUUGUCCAGGUGGGAUCGAACAAAAUUGGCCGCAGUGUGUUGUAAUGUGGGCUGUCCAUGGAGGAUUUAUUGUUCGGUUGAGGUCUCAAUCAAUAAAUGGAUGAUCAAGAUCUAUAAAGACGAUCACAACCACAUUGCGGAGAAGUAUGCUAAUAUGCUAACGAUGAGGCAAAUAGCAAACUUGUACGUUGAGAAGAUUAGGGCUGAUCCGAGUUUUAAGGGGAAAAAGAUACAGGAUGAGAUACAACGGGAUCAUAAUCUGACAGUCUCGCUUACCAAGUGUUUCAAGGCUAGAAGUUUGGCCUUGAAAGUUGUUAGGGAAGAUCAAGAAGUCCAAUUUAGGAAAUUGUGGGACUAUGAGUUAGAGCUGCAACGUUCAAACCCCAAUACGAGUACUGAAAUCGGAACAAACGCAGCUUCGGGGCAGCAGGUGUUUCACAGAUUCUACGUAUGCUUCGAUGUCCUACGAGAGUCAUGGACAAGACAUUGUCGUCCGGUUAUCGGGUUAGAUGGAUGUUUCUUGAAGUGGGACUUUAAAGGGGAACUUCUUUCUGCAGUAGGUAGAGAUGCCAAUGACGGUAUUUAUCCAAUUGCUUGGGCUGUUGUGCGUAUCGAAGACACCGACAAUUGGACUUGGUUUGUUCGGAAAUUGAGGUUAGAUUUAGUUUGGGCGAUGGGUUUGGUGAAUGCCAUCGAAGGACAGUUACCUUUGGCUGAGCAUAGGAUGUGCACACGAUAUGUAUUUGCGAAUUGGAAGAAACAAUUCAAGGACCUCGAACUAAAACUUCUGUUUUGGAAGGCUGCCAAGAGCUACCUAGAAAGUGAGUUUCGUCAAUAUGUACGUGAUAUCCGAAUGUAUAACCCUUUGGCUUAUGAUGGUUUUAUGAGGGCCCAACCGAAGAAAUGGUGUCGUGCAUUUUUUAACCCGGACACUAAAUGUCAUGACGUUAACAACAACUUAUCGGAGAGUUUCAAUGGGUCCAUCAAAGAAGCGCGUAGCCGUCCCAUGAUUGAUAUGCUUGAAGAUAUUCGAAGGAGUACGAUGCGGAGGAUAGUGCGACGUGCAAGUCAAUCAGAAAGGUGCAAAACAGAGUUUCCUCCGAGAAUCAUGAAAGCUUUAGAGAAGUCUCGUGAGAAAUCUCGUCAUUGUUACAUCAUUCGGAGUGGACACGGAAAAUAUGAGGUGUCUGAGUUUGGGGAGUUAGUAGAGGUUCUCAUCGAGUGGGAAGGGUUGUCGAAGCACGAUGCGACAUGGGAGAUUGGGGAACUCUUCAACGCCCAGUUUCCGACAUUUAAGCUUGAGGACAAGCUUCGUCUUCAAGGCGGGGGUGUUGAUAAACCUUUCCGGGCUUACGUAAGGCGUCGGUCCAGAAAGAGAGGAGCUAAGGAUCAAGUCGAGGAGCAUGGAGGCAAACGAUUGGAGAGGAAGUUGAAUUAA